This is a messenger RNA of Microthlaspi erraticum, 582 nucleotides long. Lineage: Eukaryota; Viridiplantae; Streptophyta; Magnoliopsida; Brassicales; Brassicaceae. The record is from the annotation of a GenBank genome assembly.
AUGUCCGUUUCUUUUGACCGAAUUGACCGUCUUUCACCAGAAAGGAGUAACUGGUGCAUUGUUGUUAAGGUUGUUAAUACUUGGCAAGCGUUUGAUGAUGACGGCUUGGAGUACUUCAACUUCCUUCUAAUAGAUGCAGAGGGGAAGAAGAUUGUUGGAACUAUCGGAAAUUCUCGGAAUGAAAAUACUCUCCGGCAAUCUCUAUGUCUCAAUGAAUGGAAAUGUAUUCGCAAUUUCAACGUCGUUAUAAACCAAUCAGAUGUUCGGUUGACGAGGAUCAGAACCAAGAUUAUCCUCAUAGGUAGAACAGAAGUAACCCGAGCCGUAGAUCCGCAAGUUUAUCAGCCGAUGGAUUUGGUCACGUUUGAAGACGUGGUCCAUGGUACUACCGAAAUGGGUGAAACUUAUCAUGUGGCUACAAUACACGUUGAAAGUGUACGAGGAAUAUCUUCGUUCGAGUUCAAUCCACCGUGUACCGUGAAUCGUGAUGCCCAAAGGCUCUGUGAAGAGACGUGGAGGAUCCAAGAUGAAGCAAUGAGCCUAGAAGACGGAAGUUCAUAUAGCGACGAGCUUUUCCAGUGA